ACAGGCGGCAUUUGUUUACGACUCAUUUGGCGUUAGUGAUUUGUUGGCUAUUUGCGGCUUCUACAUUUGUUAAAAUCUAAACGUUUUUUUUUUGUACGUUAAACUUUCCGGCCUUAAAAAAUGAGCUUUAACAGACGAGUUUAUUAAGUUUUAAUUUAAUAUAUCUCUGCAAGUUCCACAGCGGCAUGGCAUUUUUUGAAGACUGUAUAAUCGUGUUCGUUUCACAGAUCCUGUUCUUCACCGGAGGAUGGUUAUUUUUUAUGAAACAACUCUUUAAGAACUAUGAAAUACGACACAUUUCCGUGCAACUGAUAUUCUCGGUAUGCUUUGCUCUCUCGCUCACCAUGUUUGAGCUGAUAAUCUUCGAAAUCUUGGGUGUGUUGGAAUCUAGUUCUCGUUAUUUUCAUUGGCGACUCGGAUUAACGCUUUUACUACUGAUGGUAAUUGCGGUCAUACCACUGUACAUCUUAUAUUCCGUAAUACAUAGUCUAUCAUUUGUAUCUGACAAAUGGGUGCGCAUAUUUACGAUACUGAGCUGGUUCGUAUUUCUAUAUGGUCUUUGGAAAAUCGGUGACCCUUUUCCGUUGCUAAGCGUCUCACAUGGAAUUUUCACUAUAGAACAAGGUGUAUCGCGUAUUGGUGUAAUUGGUGUAACCGUGAUGGCAGUAUUGUCUGGGUUUGGUGCGGUUAAUUGUCCCUACCAAAGCAUGACUUAUUUUAUAAAACCAGUUUCACAAAGUGACAUCAUCAAUUUGGAGCGGCGUCUAAUGCUCACAGUGGAUAUGGUUGUGGCGAAAAAGAAGCGUAUAGCUUUAGAAGUUCAUCGUCGAAAAAAAGAAAAUCACAUCAGAAAAGGGUUAUGGAACAUUUUAAGUUCGGCUGUUAAUCGUCUGGACAGCAGCGGUCAAGAUAUUGGACAACUGCGUUUGGAGAUAUACGGUUUGGAAGAGUUAAUGCGGCAGCUUUUUUUGGAAAUUAAUUCAAUGAAAAAUAUGCAAGAACGCCAGAAGUGGUCACAGACGUUGCAGGGGAAAUAUUUUAAUGUUUUAGGUCAUUUUUUCAGCGUUUACUGCGUGUGGAAAAUAUUUAUUUGCACAGUUAAUAUAAUAUUUGAUCGAGUGGGGCGCAAAGAUCCUGUUACACGCGGCCUUGAAAUCGCCGUGCAUUGGUGUGGUUUCGAUAUUGAUCUUGCCUUUUGGAAUCAGCAUAUAUCCUUUUUACUGGUUGGCUGCAUUGUGGUGACGUCCAUUCGUGGUUUGCUGUUGACUCUGACAAAGUUCUUUUAUAGAAUAUCAUCUAGUAAAUCAUCCAAUAUUAUAGUACUAAUUAUGGCCCAAAUAAUGGGUAUGUAUUUCUGCUCAUCAGUUCUACUGAUGCGCAUGAAUUUGCCUGCGGAGUAUCGCGUGAUAAUUACUGAGGUCCUAGGGAGCCUGCAUUUCAAUUUCUAUCAUCGUUGGUUCGAUGUCAUAUUUCUAGUGAGUGCAUUAAGUACCAUAUUGGUUUUAUACCUCUCUCAGAAGCCUAAAUAUGAUGCUAGCAUAGACUAGAUUUUUAUUUUUUGCAGUCUAUAAAGUGAUGUUACAAAGAUUGUAACUAGCACAUGUGUGCUAACAUACAAUACGUGUACUCGUAUUUAGAAAACCAAAAAUAAUUUAAUUGUAAUUUUAUUAAGCUUAGUCUAUUACAUUUAACCGAAUUUGCAAGAACUAUAAACAAUUUUAUAUCUGCAUGUAAUAUAAGGAUUCUUUUUGGUUCUUCCGCAGCGCACAAAAAUUGCGGAUAAUAGAAAAAAAAGUAUUUCAUCACUGCUAACGCAUAUUGCAAUAAAAUAUUCCAUUAUUUUAAAGCAAUUAUACUUUAUUGUAACGAACUGUGUAAUAUUAAAAAUGAAACGAAAGUAAAUAUGUACAUUGGA
Molecule: messenger RNA, 1915 nt
Organism: Anastrepha ludens (Mexican fruit fly)
Lineage: Eukaryota; Metazoa; Arthropoda; Insecta; Diptera; Tephritidae
Gene: GPHR
Product: Golgi pH regulator
Exons: 7
Coding region: 186-1547 (453 amino acids)
Biological process (GO): intracellular pH reduction
Cellular component (GO): Golgi cisterna membrane
Molecular function (GO): voltage-gated monoatomic anion channel activity
Source: RefSeq, a predicted model, not a curated record